AGAAAAUUUUAAUGAAGAAGAACUUGAAACUAUAAUUAAUAAAAUAUCAGAAAAUUUAGUUGAAGAUGAUAAUCUUUUUGAUGAGAAUAAAAAUAAAGAUGAAAAUGAAAAUGAAGAUAAAAAUAAAGAUAAUAGUUUUGAUUUAGAUAAUAAAAAAGAUGAAACUAAUCUUAAUUAUUUAUUUAUAGCAGAAUUAAUAGAUUUGAAUUUUUAUAAUAAUAAUGAAACUAAAACUGAUUUAUUUUCAAAUCAAUAA
Cetraspora pellucida is the source of this 256-nucleotide messenger RNA. NCBI's taxonomy places the organism in Eukaryota, Fungi, Glomeromycota, Glomeromycetes, Diversisporales, Gigasporaceae. The record is from the annotation of a GenBank genome assembly.